Molecule: messenger RNA, 5386 nt
Organism: Ipomoea triloba (trilobed morning glory)
Lineage: Eukaryota; Viridiplantae; Streptophyta; Magnoliopsida; Solanales; Convolvulaceae
Exons: 12
Coding region: 481-5349 (1622 amino acids)
Biological process (GO): protein phosphorylation; recognition of pollen
Molecular function (GO): protein kinase activity; ATP binding
Source: RefSeq, a predicted model, not a curated record
AAGCUUUAUAGAGAAGGAGAAUAACUCACACGGGUUGAUGAGCAUAUAUCUUAUUCUUAUGGUGUAGCUCAAGUCCUAAGGUCAAUCCAUGUAGACUUUUAUUACGGUUCGUCAAGAAUGUUGAUUAUUUGACUACUUAUAGGGAAGAAAUAAAUUAUUGAUUAAUUAUAGAAUCAAAUUAAAAGAUGUUUUCAAACAAUAGACUUUGAAUAUUUGUAGAGGUAUGUAUACUUGUAACUACUAACUAACAGAGUGUAAAUAAUUAAGAGGAGAGUGACAUGGAUUAUUGAUUUAUUUUAUACUUUUAAUGGGUCAACUUAUAAUGACUCAAAGAUAUAAAUGGGUGAAUUGACAGCUUCACAGCUAUAGCUAGCUAAUUCAUGGGGAUGAACGGCAAUCACCCACAGUCUUGGUUGUCUGAUCUUCAUUUUAGGAUACUGUACUGUAGAAAUUUCUCUACCACUCACUCUUUCAGUAGCCAUGGAAGCUCUUUUGCUCAUUUUCCUUUUGGCUUUCUUGCUUUCAAUACCAAAUAUUUGCUUGGGAAAGGAUUUAAUUACUAAAACCCAUUUCCUUAGAGAUGGGGACACCAUUGUUUCCGAGGGUGGAAGCUUUGUAAUGGGAUUCUUUAGCCCCACCAAUUCCUCAAACCGUUACAUAGGUAUAUGGUACGGACAAUAUCCAGUUCAAACAGUGGUUUGGGUUGCAAACAGAGAUGCUCCACUUGCUGACACAUCUUUGGCUGUCUUAAAGAUCACCAUGGGAGGCCAACUUGCACUUCUUGGAGACGAGGGUCAGGCUGUUUGGUCUGCCAACACAUCAAGAUCGGUGCCAAAUCCUGUUGCAGAGUUGUUGGAUACUGGGAACCUUGUGGUUAGAGAUGCAGAUGAUGAAAAGCUGCAGAAUUUUGUCUGGCAAAGUUUUGAUCAUCCAACUGAUCAUUGGUUAUCUGGAAUGAAGGUUGGGUGGAAUUUACAGACUGGUCAGGAGAUUUUUAUUACAUCUUGGAAGAGUGAAAAUGACCCAGCUUCAGGCCAAUAUACACUGCACCUGGAUCCUACUGGGUAUCCACAACUUAUUCUCAGGAAUAGAACAACUGAGAUUUUUAGCACAGGUCCAUGGAAUGGUUUGCGGUUUAGUAUUGCAGCACCAAUAGAACAGAGCAGCAACACCAUCUAUGGCCCUUAUGAACUGGUAAGAAAUAAAAACGAGGUUUAUUUUUGGUCUAAAGGCAGUAAUUAUUCUAGUUUAUUUAGAUUUCUUGUUACAAGCAAUGGUAUUGUAAAAUUAUUGGUAUGGGAAGAUGACAUCAAACAAUGGGUGAGUUUUCUUAGCGAACCGGCAGAUAUUUGUGGCAGAUAUGGUUUAUGUGGUAGAAAUGGUGUCUGCAACAUAAAUGAUUACCAUAGUUGUGGAUGUCUGCCCAAAUUUUUGCCUAAUAAUAAUGCCACAGAGAGUUUGUCGCUAGGAUGUCAUAGGAGAAAAUCCCUGAAUUGCCACAAUAAUGGAUCCUCAUCAGAUGGAUUCCUCAAAUAUUCUGGUAUAAAAUUGCCGGAUACAAAGCACUCUUGGUAUAACGAAUCUAUGAGCCUUCAAGAGUGUGAACGAGUUUGCUUGAGAAAUUGCUCUUGUAUGGCUUAUUCCAAUCUCAAUAUAAGGAAUGGAGGAAGUGGGUGUUUGAUUUGGUAUGAUGAUUUAGUUGAUAUCAGAACAUUACCGUAUGGACAAGACAUAUACAUCAGACUGGCUGCUACCGAAAUACCAGGAUUAACACUAGAACCACAUCAUUCAAGCUCGUUGGGGAGGAGAAUAAAAAUCCCUAUGAUUUGUUUGUCAACGAUGGUUGUAAUAGUUCUUGUUGGGGUGUCUCUUUACUUGUAUUUUUGCAAAUCAAAAAGCAAAGAGCAAAAGUUGGAGCAAGAAUUAGACCUACCACUUUUUGAUUCGUCAACAAUAUCAAGAGCUACAAAUAACUUCUCAGAAAUGAACAAGUUAGGCCAAGGUGGAUUUGGAGCUGUAUACAAGGGUACAUUAGAUGGGGGAGAUGAAAUAGCUGUAAAGAGACUAUUAAAGAAUUCCACUCAAGGUCUUGAGGAAUUCAUGAAUGAAGUCAUUUGUAUUGCUAAAUUACAACAUCGAAAUCUUGUCAAGCUUUUGGGGUGUUGCAUUAGCGGCGAAGAAAAGAUGCUGAUCUAUGAAUACAUGCCUAACAAAAGUUUGGACUUCUUCAUAUUUGAUGAAACAAAGAAAAGGUUGCUUGAUUGGCCAAAACGCUUCAACAUAAUUAAUGGAGUUGCGCGAGGAUUAUUAUAUCUCCAUCAAGAUUCUCGACUAAGAAUAAUCCAUAGAGAUCUCAAAGCUAGUAAUGUUUUGCUUGAUGCUGAUUUGAACCCAAAGAUAUCAGACUUUGGCUUGGCUAGGAGUAUACUAGGAAAUGCAAUUGGAGAUAACACAAAACGAGUUGUUGGAACACGUGGGUAUAUGUCUCCAGAAUAUGCCGGACAUGGAAUCUUUUCUGUUAAAUCGGAUGUAUUUAGCUUUGGCAUUUCCGUACUUGAGAUAGUUAGUGGUAGGAGAAAUAGUGAGUUUAUUAAUGAAGAUCAAUACGUGGCUCUUCCCGAACGUGCAUGGAAGCUUUAUAGAGAAGGAAAAUCAAUUAUGCUGGUUGAUGAGCAUAUAGGACGGUCAUAUGACGUAGUUCAAGUUCUAAGGUCAAUCCAUGUCGGCCUUCUAUGUGUGCAACAUUCUCCAGAUGAUAGACCAGACAUGUCUUCUGUAGUUCAGAUGUUGGUUAAUGAUUUUGUAUUGCCUCAACCUAAAGAGCCUGGCUUCUUUUUUAGCAAUGAAUAUUCUUCAGGCACACAUGCAAAAGCUUCCCAAAAUGAAGUAACAAUUACGUCAUUGAAUCCUCUAGCCAUGGAAGCCCUUUCGCUCAUUUUGCUUUUGGCUUUCUUGCUUUCAAUACCAAAUAUUUGCUUGGGAAGGGAUUUAAUUACUAAAACCCAAUUCCUUAGAGAUGGGGACACCAUCGUUUCAGAGGGUGGAACCUUUGUAAUGGGAUUCUUUAGCCCCACCAAUUCCUUAAACCAUUACAUAGGUAUAUGGCACAGAAAAGAUCCAGUUAAGACAGUGGUUUGGGUUGCAAACAGAGAUGCUCCACUGGCUAACACAUCUUCAGCAGUCUUGAAGAUCACCAAGCUAGGAGGCCAACUUGCACUUGUCAGAGACAACGAUGAGGCUGUUUGGUCUGUUAACACAUCAAGAUCGGCGCCAAAUCCUGUUGCAGAGUUGUUGGAUACUGGGAACCUUGUGGUUAGAGAUGCAGAUGAUGAAAAGCUCCAGAAUUUUGUCUGGCAAAGUUUUGAUCAUCCAACUGAUCAUUGGUUAUCUGGAAUGAAGCUUGGGUGGAAUUUACAGACUGGUCAUGAGGUUUUUUUAACAGCUUGGAAGGGUGAAAAUGACCCAGCUUCAGGCCAAUAUACAUUGCACCUGGAUCCUACUGGAUAUCCACAACUUAGUCUCAGGAAUAGAACAACUCAGAUUUUUAGCUCAGGUCCAUGGAAUGGUUUGCGCUUUAGUGUAGCACCAGUAGAACAGAGCAACACCAACGUUGGCCCUUAUGGACUGGUAAGAAAUAAAAACGAGGUUUAUGUUUUCUAUAAUUCCAGUAAUUAUUCGAGUUUAUUUAGAUUUCUUGUUACAAGCAAUGGCAUUGUAAAAUCAUGGGUAUGGGAAGAUGAGAUCAACCAAUGGGUGAGUUUUCUUAGUGAAACGGCAGAUAUUUGUAGUACAUAUGGUUUAUGUGGUGGAAAUGGUGUCUGCAAAAUACAUGAUUAUCAUACUUGUGGAUGUCUAGCCAAAUUUUUGCCUAAUAAUAAUGCUAGAGAGAGCUUGUCACUAGGAUGCCAUAGGAGAAAACCCCUGAAUUGCCACAAUAAUGGAUCCUCAUCAGAUGGAUUCCUCAAAUAUUCUGGUAUCAAAUUGCCAGAUACAAAGCACUCUUGGUAUAAUGAAUCUAUGAGCCUUCAAGAGUGUGAACGAAUUUGCAUGAGGAAUUGCUCUUGUAUGGCUUAUUCCACUCUCAAUAUAAGCAACGGAGGAAGUGGGUGUUUGAUUUGGUAUGAUGAUUUAGUUGAUAUUAGAACAAUACCGGAUGGGCAAGACAUAUACAUCAGACUGGCUGCUACUGAAAUACCAGGGUUAACACCAAAACCACAUCAUUCAAGCUUAUUGGGGAGGAAAAUAAAAAUCCUUGUGCUUUGUUUGUCGAUGUUGGUUGUAAUAAUUCUUGCUGGGGCAUCUCUUUACUUGUAUUUUCGCAAACCAAAAAGGAGAGAGCAAAAGUUGAAGCAAAAAUUAGAGUUACCAGUUUUCGAUUGGUCAACAAUAACAAGAGCUACAAAUAACUUCUCAGAGAUGAACAAGUUAGGCCAAGGUGGAUUUGGAGCUGUAUACAAGGGUGCAUUGGAUGGGGGAGAAGAAAUAGCUGUGAAGAGGUUAUCAAAGAAUUCCGCGCAAGGUCUUGAGGAAUUCAUGAAUGAAGUCAUUUGUAUUGCCAAAUUACAGCAUCGAAAUCUUGUCAAGCUUUUAGGGUGUUGCAUUAGCGGGGAAGAAAAGAUGUUGAUCUAUGAAUACAUGCCUAACAAAAGUUUGGACUUCUUCAUAUUUGAUCAAACAAAGAAAAGGUUGCUUGAUUGGUCAAAACGCUUCAACAUAAUAAAUGGAGUUGCACGAGGAUUAUUAUAUCUCCAUCAAGAUUCUCGACUAAGAAUAAUUCAUAGAGAUCUCAAAGCUAGUAAUGUUUUGCUUGAUGCUGAUUUGAACCCAAAGAUAUCAGACUUUGGCCUGGCUAGGAGUAUACUAGGAAAUGCUACUGGAGAUAACACAAAACGAGUUGCUGGAACACGUGGGUAUAUGUCUCCAGAAUAUGCCGGUCAUGGAAUCUUUUCUGUUAAAUCAGAUGUAUUUAGCUUUGGCAUUUUAGUACUUGAGAUAGUUAGUGGUAAGAAAAAUACUGAGUUUAUCAAUGAAGACCAAUGCGUGGCUCUUCCAGAACAUGCAUGGAAACUUUAUAGAGAAGGAAAAUCAAUUGUGCUGGUUGAUGAGCAUCUAGUUGGUUCAGAUGAUGUAGUUCAAGUUCUAAGGUCAAUCCAUGUCGGCCUUCUAUGUGUACAACAAUCUCCAAAGGAUAGACCAGACAUGUCCUCUGUAGUUCAAAUGUUGGUUAAUGAUUUUGCAUUGCCUCAAGCUAAAGAGCCUGGCUUCUUCUUAGGCAAAGAAUAUUCUUCAGGCACACAUGCAAAAGGUUCCCAAAAUGAAGUUACAAUUUCAACAUUGAAUCCUCGUUAAAUGUAUAAUUUAGAUUUAUUUAAGUUUAGUAUUGUAA